Heterobilharzia americana is the source of this 1486-nucleotide messenger RNA. NCBI's taxonomy places the organism in Eukaryota, Metazoa, Platyhelminthes, Trematoda, Strigeidida, Schistosomatidae. The record is from the annotation of a GenBank genome assembly.
UGAAAAUAAUCCGUAAAUUUAUAGCAUGAAUAAUAUUUCACAAACAGAAGUUAUCGACAACAUUAAUAAUCACACAUGUAUUGACCAUUUCCCAUGGUUAGAAGUAUUUCAUCAAAACUAUCAACGAAUCCAUGUUUAUUUGUGCCUGAUUCUCUGCCCUGUUGGUGUCAUAGCUAAUACAUUAAACGUGGUUGUUUUAUGUCAACCACGUUUACGCAGUCCAACAAAUUUACUUUUAACUGUACUAGCAGUCAGUGAUGGUUUUGUGAUGUUUAUUUACAUUAUAUUUGACUAUUUUUAUUUAAUGACACCAAGGCUAACAGAUGGUAUGACUAAAGCUUACGCGCAAUUAUUACUAGUUAAUAUUGUGUUACAAAACUUAUUUCAUGCCUUCUCUGCAUGGAUUAUUGUCGCUGUAGCGAUAUUUCGCCUGAUUUAUAUCAAAGCUGGUGUGCGUGCCGCUAUCUACUGUAAUACAGUCAAAGCAUGGAUAGCAGUUCUACUUGUAUUGGUCAGCUCCAUUCUUCUCACAAUACCAUUUAUGAUUGCACAUCAAGUUCGUGUCAAACCUAGUGAAAGACUGAUGUCAGUCACACAAUCAUCAAUGGAUAGAACAGAUAGCAAUACAAUGAGUAAACAGUUAAAAUCGAUUGAAGUUUACGAAGUUGACUAUACAACAAAUAUUAGUCUAAGAGUUAUAUUAUUCUGGAAUUCAGCUAUCCUUGUAAAAGCACUACCAAUAAUAAUUAUGACAACUGUAAGUGCAGCUUUAAUAUCCUCCAUAAGAGAAUCAGAAAAGCGCUAUCGUAUAUUAAGAAGAUAUCGUAAUUGUAAGGAUUUUCAGGCAACAUUAGAAACCACACGUGUUGAAAGUCUUUUAAAUAAUGCGAAUGAAAAUUCAAAUCCAACAAAUCAGCAUAGAAAUAAAUCAAAUUCACAUCAUGAAUCAUAUUCUGGUGGUCGUAGUGCAAAUCAAACUACGUAUAUGUUACUAACUAUUAUUAUAUUAUAUAUUGUUACAUAUUUACCACAGAAUAAUACCGGCCAUGAAACCAACUUUUCUAUGUAUUACGCUUAAAAUACCAGGGAUGAAAUUGUGUUCAGUGCUAUUUAUAUAUACCGGCAUGAUCCACUACUCAUCGUGUUGUUUGCCAACAUAGAAGCCGACGUACUUAUCUGCAAGUGUCACAAGUUUCUACAGAUGAUGUGAAUAUGUUUCCGCUUUGCUCCUGCUGAACAAUUUUCAGGGUGGUUGCUUCAGCGCUACGGUAUACGAAAGACUGGGUGAUUUCUUGGAUUUCUUGACAUUGAUUAACAAUGGCUUAAAUUUCAUCUUAUAUUGUGUAAUGUCACGACAAUUCAGAUACACAUUUCUGCAAUUAUUUUGUCCAUUUUUAAGCUUGUAACGUUUGCGAAAAAAUGAGAUUAUUAGGAUGGAAAAUGAAACAUAUUUCUUUGUACAAGAUAAAUCUAUAAAUAAUUCUCA